Acipenser ruthenus (sterlet) is the source of this 6288-nucleotide messenger RNA. RefSeq names its product echinoderm microtubule-associated protein-like 4 (gene eml4). Gene Ontology annotation, biological process: microtubule cytoskeleton organization. The transcript is spliced from 24 exons. The record is from RefSeq and is a predicted model, not a curated record. Lineage: Eukaryota; Metazoa; Chordata; Actinopteri; Acipenseriformes; Acipenseridae. Gene Ontology annotation, cellular component: mitotic spindle. Gene Ontology annotation, molecular function: microtubule binding. Bases 501 to 3773 code for a protein of 1090 amino acids.
UGGAUCCAGUCCUGUACAGCGGUUUGUCAGUCCAAGGAAGUGUUUGAGACCCUCGCCUGUGUGUGGAUCGGGUCUGUUCCCAAUCCCAGACAGUCAAGGAGCGAGAGAAAGGGAAGCUCCGGCUGCCAAGAUCGGGCGGAGUCGGAAACGCGAAAGCCUAGUACUGCCCUCCCUUCUUCCCCCGGUGGAGGAAAGCGGUCGUGGAAGACGAUCGAGAAAGUGAGAGCGAGUCACCCGGCGCAGCGCUGCCGAACUUGGACACAGAGAUACUGUCGUCCGGCAGAGACACUCACAUACACGCACACACAGUCAGUGCGGCGGCCGAAAGAAGCUGUAGCUUGUUUUAUACCGCCCCCCCUCUACCCGCCGGAUACCGACCUGCUCGUCUCCCUUAUUUCCCCGCAACGAGAAAGCACAAGAAUCGGCGGCAGGAACUUAGACAGCAAGCCCAUCCAGCUGGUAGAGGAUUCGUUUGGGCUGUUACAACAUUUCUUGCAGAAAUGGACGGUUUCGACGGCAGUUUGGAUGACAGUAUCUCUGGAGCGAGUGCCUCCGAUGUGCAGGACCGUCUGUCUUCGCUGGAGCUGCGUGUUCAGCAGCAGGAGGAUGAGAUCACGGUGCUCAGGGCAGCACUGGCUGAUGUACUGCGCCGCCUGGCUCUCUCAGAGGACCAGGCCGCCGCCAUGAAGAAGAUGCAUCCUGGCAAAGGUCAGCCAGCUCUCAGAGAAGCCUACUCCAUGUCCUGUAUAGCCAAUGGCAGCAGCAGCAGCUCCAGCCGCAAGCCCAGCCACAGCCCCUCCGUGUCCAUCGCCAGGAAAGAAACGCUCGCCUCCGCUGCUAAAAGUGGCACAGAGAAAAAGAAGGAGAAGCCGGCGCACAUGGGAGAGAUUAAAGAGUCUAAAGAGGAGCCACAGGCUAACGAUAAAGCUCCUGUCAGCCCAUCGGGCCAGCCAGCCCCACCAAACCAGACAGCAUCACCCUCCAGCCACCCCUCCUCCCCACACCCCCCCCAAACACAAAGGCACACCCAAGAAAACAAGAGCUCAGCUCCAGCCAAAAGGGGUCACAGUGUGAAGCGAGGCUCGGGGAUGGAGCGAUCGCAGAGCAGCCCCUGGGAGAGCUCGGACGACAGCCGCAGCAAGCUGGUCAAGGCAGCCUCCACCACCAAGCUGAUCAAGGCAGCCUCCACCUCCAAGCUCCUCUCCAAAGUGGUCAAGAAUGUAGAGAAACACAAGGAUCCAGUUAUCAGCCAAGCAAAAAUGUCAACUCGAGAGAAAAACAGCCAAGAGGGAGACUACAUUAAGAUGUUCAUGAGGGGCCGGCCCAUCACCAUGUUCAUUCCUUCAGACGUGGAGAACUACGAGGACACCCGGACAGAGCUGCCUUCCGAGAAACUCAAACUGGAGUGGGUCUAUGGGUACCGCGGGAGAGACUGCCGAGCGAACGUGUCCCUGCUGCCGACGGGUGAGCUUGUGUACUUCAUCGCCUCCGUCGUGGUGCUUUUCAACUCUGAGGAGAGGACGCAGAGGCACUACCUCGGCCACACCGACUGCGUCAAAUGCCUUGCCAUUCACCCAGAUAAAAUCCGAAUCGCAACGGGGCAGAUCGCCGGGGUAGAUAAGGAUGGAAGGCCCCUCCAGCCUCACGUGCGGGUCUGGGACUCAGUCAGCCUCUCCACCCUGCAGAUCAUUGGCAUGGGCACCUUCGAGAGAGGGGUUGGCUCGCUGGCCUUCUCCAAAGCUGAUUCAGGGAUCCACUUGUGUGUGAUCGAUGACUCCAACGAGCACAUGAUGACGGUGUGGGACUGGCAGAAGAAAUCCAAGAUCGCAGAGAUCAAGACCACCAAUGAAGUGGUGCUGGUGGUGGAGUUCCACCCCACAGAUGCCAACACGAUAGUGACCUGCGGAAAGUCACACAUCUUCUUCUGGACGUGGAGCGGCACCUCCCUGGCACGCAAGCAGGGCAUCUUCGGGAAAUACGAGAAGCCCAAGUUUAUCCAGUGUUUGGCCUUCCUGAAUAACGGAGACAUCCUGACUGGUGAUUCUGGGGGGAUCAUGCUGAUCUGGAGCAAAUGCACAGUGGAGUCCACGGCAGGCAAGGGACCGAAAGGUGUCUAUCAGAUCAGCCGGCAGAUUAAAGCGCAUGACGGCAGCCUCUUCACUCUGUGUCACAUGAGGAAUGGAACGCUGCUCACGGGAGGAGGCAAGGACCGCAAAAUCAUUCUCUGGGAUCACGACCUGCAUCCUGAACGGGAUAUUGAGGUUCCCGACCAAUAUGGAACCAUCCGAGCUGUGGCAGAAGGAAAGGGGGAAGAGGUUUUGGUGGGCACGUCCCGCAACUUUAUUCUAAGGGGAACGUUUAAUGAUGGCUUCCAGGUAGAAGUGCAGGGUCACACGGAUGAGCUCUGGGGCCUGGCGUCCCACCCCUUCAGAGAUUUGUUCCUGACCUGUGCCCAGGACAGACAAGUCUGUUUGUGGAGCUCCAGGGACCACACGCUCCAGUGGUCUAGGCUUUUAGAUGAACCUGGACACUGUGCUGAAUUCCAUCCCAGUGGUGUGGUGGUGGCGAUCGGGACACACUCAGGAAAGUGGUACGUUCUGGACGCGGAGAGCAGAGAUCUGGUGGGGAUUCACACAGAUGGGAACGAGCAGCUCUCAGUGAUGCGCUACUCCAUAGAUGGCUCCCUCCUGGCAGUGGGUUCCCAUGACAGCUUCAUUUACCUCUACACUGUGUCCGACAACGGCAGGAAGUACAGCAGAUCGGGAAAGUGCACUGGACAUUCCAGCUACAUCACACACCUUGACUGGUCUCCUGAUAACAAGUUCAUCAUGUCCAACUCCGGAGACUAUGAAAUCCUUUACUGGGACAUUCCAAAUGGCUGCAAACUGAUCAGGAAUCGUUCUGAGUGCAAGGACAUCGACUGGGCUACCUACACGUGUGUGCUGGGCUUCCACGUGUUCGGAGUGUGGCCCGAGGGCUCUGACGGCACGGACAUCAAUGCCCUGGUCAGGUCUCACAACAGGAAGGUUAUCGCGCUGGCUGACGAUUUCUGCAAAGUCCAUCUGUUCCAGUACCCCUGCUCCAAACCCAAGGCCCCGAGCUACAAGUACAGUGCCCACAGCAGCCACGUGACGAACGUGAGCUUUGUCCACAGCGACAGCCACCUGAUCUCCACGGGCGGGAAGGACACGAGCGUCAUGCAGUGGCGUCUCAUCGAGAAGAACGUUGUCUCGGGGGAGAUGACCGGGAGCAACAACAUGACCUCCCGCAGGGCAGCAACCACAGUGACCAGCCUCACCACAGCAACACCGCCCCCCUCCGCUGCCACCCCGCCACUCACCCCCACCGAGGCUGAGACCGAAGCCCAGCCCGAACCCCAGACCGAAGCCCAGCCCGAACCCCAGACCGAAGCCCAGCUCGAACCCCAGCCCGAACCCCAGUCCGUCACCUCCAACGGACAAGAGGAGGAGGAGUCCGCCCCAGAGACCCCACCCCCCUCCGAUAGCACCCUGAGCCCCUCCGACAGCCUAGAGCCCAGCGAGGAGAUCCCCACCCCACAGCCAGCCUACAGCCCCGGAGACGAGCUGCCCCCCAGCACCCCCACCCCACAGCCAGCCUACAGCCCCGGAGACGAGCUGCCCCCCGGCACCCCCACCCCACAGCCAGCCUACAGCCCCGGAGACGAGCUGCCCCCCGGCACCCCCACCCCACAGCCAGCCUACAGCCCCGGAGACGAGCUGCCCCCCAGCACCCCCACCCCACUGCCAUCUUAAACCCCUCCCCCCGCCUCGCUCUAUGACGCCCUGCUGCUGAUCUGGGGGGGCUCUGAGUUCACAGCAGCUCCUGCUGCAUCGUCGUUAUUUUUUUUAUUUUGAUCUCCUGUUUUGUUUUAUUGGGGUGGGUUCUGCUUUUGUGGGGAAAGGGCAUGGGGAAUACAGGCAGGCGUUUGAGAAUGGAAAGCCAAGACUGCUUCUGUUUUGGGUUUUUUUUUCUUCAAAGAAGUGAUGGCACGCUGACCUGAGCAUAACUAAAAGUUCUAAUAAGUCUAUGAGGCUUUUAAUUUUUCAUUUUGUUUGUUUGUUUGUUUCUGUUUUUCUGGUUUACUGGUUCCUUUUACUACAAGGGGCUGUGCAGCUGAUCAUUUUUAAUUCUUGGGACAGGUUGAUCCAAACAAAUAUAGCAGAUUAGUUUAAAAAAACAUAAAACUGUGAAUAAAGAAACAGGUUGAAGCGAUCGUAGUUUGGAUACAGUAAAAAGAAAACUUGAUUAGUAUGUCAAAAAGUGUGUUUUUUCAAAGGAGGGGCAGUACGACCUUUCGGUGGGGAGGAUUAGGACUGUCCUCCAGUGUGCUGAAUUCAAAGCCCAUGAAUGAAAACACAUGCAGCUUGUUUCUGUGCAGUAAGUGCCUCGCGGGGAACGUCUCAUGAGUGCAGUUUACCUGCAGUGAGAAUAAUCCAGGCCCCAGCAGGGUUACAGCAAUGAGAGAAACGGUUUCUAACAGCAGUAACCUAGGGAGGCGGCAUUACUGUCAGGUAGUGACCGCAGUGACUGAGGAGACUGAUAGAGGAGUCCAGUAUAGGACAGAGGUGUGGUGCUUCCUGGGGGGCUGACAGGGGAGUCCGGUAUAGGACAGAGGUGUGGUGCUUCCUGGGGGCUGACAGGGGAGUCCAGUAUAGGACAGAGGUGUGGUGCUUCCUCGGGGGCUGAUAGAGGAGUCCAGUAUAGGACAGAGGUGUGGUGCUUCCUGGGGAGCUGAUAGAGGAGUCCAGUAUAGGACAGAAGUGUGGUGCUUCCUGGGUGGCUGAUAGAGGAGUCCAGUAUAGGACAGAGGUGUGGUGCUUCCUGGGGGGCUGAUGAUCUUUCAUAUUCUUGUCUCCAGCCAGGCCUGUGUUUGGACUGUGCAGUUCAUCUUUGGCAUGACCUCACCUUCUUCUCCCACUAGAUAGGCUUUCUCAUGUUACUACUCUCACCACAGCCCCACCUGCUGGAUACAAAUGGGAUAACAGAGUGUGGCUCCUGUUUCCUAUGACCUGUAUUGGGAUGGGGGAGGAAGGGGUCUAGUUGAACACAUUGCUGGUUUUCAUCCAGGUGAUCAUCAAAUACAUUUCUGCCGAGGGAUUACCUGGAAUAGUGCAAGCAAACGAGAGUGUGCAAGAAUCCCUGCUGCUCACAAGGACAUGCAAACAUGUGUCUGUACUGUUGGCAACUCUUUAGCAUUGAUUCUUAUUAAUGCAAUAAAGACAAAGGUCCUCCUAGCUCUGAAUGUGUCUUUGAGACUAGCAGGGAUCACAAGUGCUCUGUGUAAAAGCCUCACCCCUACCAGACUCUGUAAGGGCUACCCUGUAUAAAUACCCGCACUGCCUCCAUUCACCGCAGAGGUCUUUAUAAAAGUGCUGCACUCUCCCAGGGCAGCCCAGUGGAAACCCCUUGGUCUGUUAAUGAGACUGAACUGUGUUUGCACUGGCCACAUUCUCAAUGAUUCCCACAGCCAGCUCAUUCUUUUAAUGGAUUCAUUUAUACAGGUGGGUUUAGUACAGCGGGUAGAGAAAGAGAUAGAAAAGAAGGUCUUGUCCCUUCAUCACAUCUGUCUCUUUGGAUCCCCGUGCGCUGGUUCAGCCAACGCCAUUGAGAGCCUGUUCAAUUCCAUGCAAUACAGUAACCAUACAUUGAUGGGAAUUCCAGUAGAAUAAUAUUGGUGUGUGCUGCUGGUUGCCAGCAUGCUGAUUUGAGAAGGCUGUCCUGGGCUGUGGAAACACAGUGCAAGUGUUCUGUACUGGCCCUGGUUCCAGUCCUGGUUCUGUGUGUGGAUGGGAUAUCCCAGCCUGGUCUCCUUGAUUUCAGUGUGCUCUGAAUAUUGGAAGUCGGUUUGGGCAGGAACGAUUAUAAGGCAUUCAUUACAAGCACGGUGACAUCAAACCCAUGCUUUAGAACAGCUACACAUUGGAGGACUGCUGAGCCAUUGUUUGUACUAAAGUUAUAAAGAGACUGUCAAAAUAAUAAUAUGCAUUUCCUAUGAAUUGAUUUGUACUUGGAUUAUCUAGAUCUUUUUUUUGUAAUUUUGCUGCAUUUGUUUUUCUUAUUUAGGGGUUGGUUAGAAACAAAUAAAAAUGUUUUAGAUUUUUUUCUUUUUUUUUUUUUUCUUUAAAAGUCUUAAGUAUGCAAGCCAGCAUUGACGUGAUUGCGCCAUUCCAAAGUGCAUCCAAACUGUCAUUCCCUUCUCAUGAAUCUUCUCAGGAUCAAUAAAGUCAGGUUUUCAGCCGUCACUUCAGAGGGAACCUCUUCUUCUCA